CGAAUAGCAGCCAUUUUGUUUGGUGUACUGAAAAAUGAUAGCACAGCGAAAGUAAUUUUCUGUUCAUACGUUUUCAUCUUAAUAAUACUCUUUGACGACGUUUGUUUUUCGGUACUCGACAUAUAGCUUUAUUAAAUAUAGUUCAACAUUUUCAUGAUAAUCGUAAUUUACGUUGUGUCAGACUUCUAAUUCAAAUGAUGAAUGACAAAGCCGGAUUCGCCGCUGAUAUCAACAGAAACAACCAAUAUUUGCAUGAUGUUCCUGUAAAUUACACAAUGGAAGGAUUUUAUGAAGCGUUUUCUGGACAUAAUCAGUCUGCAAACUGCGAACGGGUUCAUAAUAUGAAUAAGAAUAUUUCAGAGCGCAAUAAUCUGAAUUCAAGUUUUUGGAAACCAAGUUUUUCUGAUGAAUUCGUGAAUCACGAUGAGGAAAUUAGAUCUGAUUCCAGAAUGUCAUCAUCAAGCUUCUCACACUGCACAAAGACUAAAACAAAAAAUGACAAUCAGUUAAAUACAGAAUCUACAAAUAUGUUAUUUCAUCAAAAGACAUCAGAAACAUCUGUCCCGUGUUAUUCAACUGUUAAGGACACGUUAAAAUCAUUUAAUGACAAAUCAAAUGAAUGGCAUCACAACGAAGGACCAAUUGGUCGACUUGAAAGAGGGAACGACUAUUUGAAAACUACUCAAACCAAGAAAUCGUCGAAAUCGAAUUCAACUAUAAUUUACCCGUGGAUGAGACGAAUUCACUCUCAGCACAGUGAGACUGUUGAUCCAACAAAACGUACAAGAACUGCUUACACAAGAUUUCAAACCUUAGAGCUGGAAAAGGAAUUCUAUUUUAAUCGGUAUUUAACGAGACGUAGAAGAAUUGAAAUUGCUCACUCACUUUGUCUGUCGGAAAGGCAGAUCAAAAUUUGGUUUCAGAACAGAAGAAUGAAGUGGAAGAAAGAUAAUAAAAUAAAGAGUUUAAACUCUAUACCUCACAUUAGUGGACCUGUGUAACAAAAACAUAUUUUUUGCUUUCAUGAUUUCCGAGAUAGCUCAAAGUAUAAGCGGAAAUAGAAAGUAGUUUAUCACUGUUACGAGCACCAAGUUGCCAACGUAAAAUCAUGCAGCACAGGCGAGAUGUUUUAACAGAAUUAAAUAACUUGACGAGAUUAAUAUUAUUAGUCUUAAUGAAAAUGCUAUUAGAAUGUUCCUCACAUAUUUUUUAAGCUUUACUAAUACAAUAUAUUUCAACAUUCCAACCUUGA
Molecule: messenger RNA, 1252 nt
Organism: Styela clava
Lineage: Eukaryota; Metazoa; Chordata; Ascidiacea; Stolidobranchia; Styelidae
Biological process (GO): regulation of transcription by RNA polymerase II; anterior/posterior pattern specification
Cellular component (GO): nucleus
Molecular function (GO): DNA-binding transcription factor activity, RNA polymerase II-specific; RNA polymerase II cis-regulatory region sequence-specific DNA binding
Source: RefSeq, a predicted model, not a curated record